AGCUAUGCGCGCGAACGGUUCCUUGGCAACCUGGGAGGAAUCCAGCCUCAGCCACAGGCUCUUCCUCUCCCCUCCCACCGCCUCCUACUGCGGGCGCCGGGGGCGGAGGCUGCCAGCCCAUUAUAAAAAGCAACCGAGGCUGGUGGCAGAGGGACUAAUUGGAACUGCGACGUGGCCCAGCCUUCUAACCCACCGGAUUCCUGCACUCCAGCCAUGGUUCCCUCUCCGCUCGCGUGGCUGCUGUGCCUGGCCGCGUUCUGUCAUCUAGGCACCCUGCUGGAGGGUCAACACCUCGGCGUGACGAAAUGCAACAUCACCUGCCACAAGAUGACCUCAGAAAUCCCGGUGACAUUGCUUAUCCACUAUUGGCCGAACCAGGAAUCGUGCAGCAGGCCCGCCAUUGUCUUGGAGACGAGACUGCACAGACACUUCUGUGCUGACCCAAAUGAGAAAUGGGUCCAAGACGCCAUGAAGUAUCUGGACCGCAAGGCUGCUGCCCCAGCUCAGAAUAAUGGCAAGUUUGAGAAAUUGGUCAAUGUGACAUCUGGGAUCACCCCAGCCACCAAGGGACUGCCCCCAUCUGUUCUGACAGAGCCUGAAGCCACAGAGACCUUGGAGCUGACUACUAUUCCCCAGGAGUCCCAGAGGCCUAUGGGGACUUCCCAGGAGCCACCAGCAACAGUAACUCAAUCAUCUCUCUCCACUUCUGAGGCUCAGGAUGCAGGGCUUGCCACCAGACCUCAAACCACUGGGAUUUUUGAAAAGGCUGCCAUCUCUACCACCAUUUGGCAGAGUUCUGCAGCCUACCAAUCUAAAUCUAGGCUUCAGCCGGAGGAGAAGGCUACUGGAUCCCCAUCCACUACAGCCCCAUUGACCCAGGCACCCACCACUUCACAUUUAACCCCGGAGAAUGCUGGGUCUAAGGGUCAGACCCCCAGUCCAGUGAUGUCUGCUGGGUCUAAAGGUCAGACCCCCAGUCCAGCGACGUCUCUAGGGUCUGAGGAGACAAAUCAAGCUCAUACUGAUAAUUUCCAGGACAGGGAAGCUGGCAACACAGUCCAUCCCUCAGUGGCCCCCAUUUCCUCUGAAGGGAUCCCCAGCCCGGACCUGGUGGCUUCAGGCAGUUGGCCUCCCAAGGCAGAGGAGCCCAUCCAUGCUACUGCAGAGUCCCAGAAGCGGAGUGUCUUUAUCACUCCUGUCCCUGACUCCCAGGCAGCCACCCGGAGGCAGGCAGUGGGGCUGCUGGCAUUCCUGGGUUUACUCUUCUGCCUGGGAGUGGCUAUGUUUGCCUACCAGAGCCUCCAGGGCUGUUCCCGCAAAAUGGCAGGGGAGAUGGUAGAAGGCCUCCGCUAUGUGCCCCGUAGCUGUGGCAGUAACUCAUAUGUCCUGGUGCCAGUGUGAGCUACCUGACUGCUGGUGUCCAUAGUUUGAUUCAGACAGCUGUCUGGGGACCCCCAUCCUCAUACCCACCUUCACCCAAGCUGGGACAAUGGGAAUGGGGAGGUUGGGUCCUCCAGGAGCCAUGUGCUCCAAGCCCCCUAUUGUGGCCCUGGAGGCCACCUUCUACCAUUACCCACUCAUGAGAGACAGCAGGUGGCCCUUCCUGCUCAGCGAUAUUUGAGAGACUCCUCUGCUGCUGGCUGGUUGGAGGGGCCCUUGACAUCCCAACCCUAGUGAACAAUUAUUUAUUGCGUUCCCAGCCCCCAUGACACCUGUUUCCUGUGAGCACCGUGGUCCACCCAUCUCAUAAGCAGCAGGUCAGGCCAUCUGCCUGUGCCCCUGGCCUCCUCAUGUCUCCUGGGUUUGCUGCAGUCGCCAGCCCUUCCCCCUCCUGGCCAGCUGCGGUGCUAUCUCUCCCUGUCCCCUGUACAGAGCACACCUCCACCACCAUCACCACUUUGUCCUUCUUUGCAUGAGGUUAACGCUGUGUUUCCUGGAGCUCUCUGGGAAGGGAGAUGAGCUAGUGUGGGGUUUUAAUGCAUUCCUCCCCAGACUGCUGUGACGGCAUGCUGCAUCUAAAGGCAGGGUCUAGUCCCCACUCGGCUACUGCACUCCGUCUGUGAAAGAAAAGAAGCAUGGCCCUGAUGUCAUCACUUUCUCUGAGAUCCUUGUCCUCCCGGGAUGCAGUUCCCAGCCCUUAUCAACACUGAGGUCACUGCCAUCCCACUGGACUGACACCUUUGCAAUCUAGACUCCAAGGGCAAGGGGUGACUUGAGAGUUCAGGUCCUACCCUGUGGGCCCCCAAAUGGAGGCUGAGUUGGGGAUUUGCAGGAACAGAGGCCAACUCAGAAGGCUCCUCUGUGUCCUCACUAGUCACCCCCUACCUGGCUCACCAAGAUUACAGCUAUAGGUCUGCCCUGCCUGAAGGACAAGCCACAGGAGAAAGGGGAUGACAAGCCCCCGGGAGGCAGAGGAUCCAGGGCAGGCAUCUGGAGUGGCCACACAACUGAUUUAAGUUCAGGGACUUGCACUUGUACCUGCACAGCCCAGAUGGUUAGGAGGCUGGAUCUUUUCUCAACUCUGAAAGCACUGUUCACGCCAAGGUCUCACCUUUGCCCCACUACAAGCAGGACCAGAACUCCCGUAACAUUCUCCAAGAGCCCUGUGAAAAUGUCUGGAAGGGACUCUGCCCUGGGCACAAAAUGACUGCUGCAGCUUCCAGGGUGUCCAGCUGGGGACAGUUGGGUAGUACCCUAGCUGGAGCAGGACCUGCAGACCUCGCCCCUCAGGGCCCUUGGUGGCAGCUCUCCCCACCCUGCUCCUGAUAGCCCCAACCCUCCACCUUCAGAGCCUCCCAUGGGCAGGCUUUUCCCGGUGACUCACUUCUUGAUAGGUAAAGGAAGCUCAGAACAGUUGGCUCUGUCCCAGAGUGAGGAAGCCAGCCCCCAGGUGACCCUCCCUCCUGGGAAGCUUGUGGGAGGCUGUGGUCUGGCUCCAGGGUGCAGGAGCUGCAGCCUGAGUGCACUUUGUCCUGGCUCCUUCAGUGGGGAGCCAUCAGGGGUUGAUGAAAGCUGCUGGGGCAUGUGGUCCCCUUGAUGGACUUUGUGGGUUCUCCCCAGCAGAAUGUGGGCCAAGACGAUCUGGGGAGUUGUUUGGAGGGAGUUGGUCAAUCCUUUGGCUUUUUCAAGCAUCAUUAUCAAUGUCUGUGCCAUUUUGUAUUUUACUAAUAAAAUUUAAAAGUCUUGUGAAUCAAAUAA
Molecule: messenger RNA, 3198 nt
Organism: Phodopus roborovskii (desert hamster)
Lineage: Eukaryota; Metazoa; Chordata; Mammalia; Rodentia; Cricetidae
Gene: Cx3cl1
Product: C-X3-C motif chemokine ligand 1
Exons: 3
Coding region: 214-1401 (395 amino acids)
Biological process (GO): cellular response to interleukin-1; positive regulation of GTPase activity; monocyte chemotaxis
Cellular component (GO): extracellular region
Molecular function (GO): chemokine activity; CCR chemokine receptor binding
Source: RefSeq, a predicted model, not a curated record